CCGAACAGGCUGACAUCACCUUCCAUGACACUUUCAAUUUUCUGUCUUCUGCAUCCCCAUAUACCCGACAGCAAAGAAUACCGUAGUUCACCUAUACCCCACAAACACAAUGACUAGUUACUGCAUCAUCAUCAUCACAUGCAAGUCGAAAAUCGAGAGAAAACGUCACUAUUACUUUUGCCCCAGCGACCCUGACUUGCUCGCGUUUUUGUCUUCUGCCGCAAUAAUUGACCCCCUGACUCUUCUGAGCGCUUCUACCGCCCUUUACGACCCUGCACCCACGGAGUCAAUGAUGCGUCUGGCAAUUCUGAACCUUACCUGAACGGUUACCUCCCUGAGAAGAAGAUCAGAACCCCAAAAUCAGGUCGACCUCGACCUCUGAAUCCGGCGUCCGAUCUUUCUACGUCAAUUUACACCAGCUGUUUGGCUUGUUGUGCUCGAUUCGGGCAAAUCUCGACAUGCCACGUACAGAUACGGUACUGUAUGGUAAACGAUAUACAGUGGGCAGCAACUGGUCGCAUGGUAUCCUCGGAGAUCAAGGAAAGGUUCCUGGUUUUUUCGCAUGGAGUGUUAUUUUGAAGAUAGGAGAAAGGAUGCGGAAUUGGCCGAAAUCUGAUUAUCAUGGUGCAUCGCACGCUGUGCACGACCGAGUACGUUGUGGGUACGGCUACGCAUAAUUGAAGCGAGAUUCCACAGUCAGCGGCAUUUUUGGAGGGAAAAGCGGAAGGGGAGGAAAUUAGGGGGAAAUGAGAGGAUGAAUUCAUACGGGAUCAUGAUCAGAGAUGAGAGAUGAAAUUGGAAGGUUAGCGCAGAGAAUGCGAUGUUGUGACGUGUGUGAAGAGAAAGAAGCACGUGGACGAAAAGUGUUCUGGAAUAACAUAACAGUGACUAGGGGAGUGAUAGACCCAAAGGAUGAGACUGUCACUGGGAAUUGACGUGAUGGCAGAUGCGGGAGAUCGUGGCUCUGAUGGCGCCUGGAAGACCCGCCCAGUAUCCACUGUGCUGGUGUGCUGCUAAAGACUGAGAGGACUGGCUAAAAACGGUGACUAGACCAGGAAUACCCAUGACUUAUGGAGGAAAAAAGGAUCUGGGGAAGCAUACGGCCAUCCGCUAUCCCUCCCUGUCCUUGUUCUCGCCAAACGAUCACGGCCACCGCGGUGGACGCCGUUGCGAUUUUCAGCGGCAGAGAGC
Messenger RNA from Serpula lacrymans var. lacrymans S7.9, 1191 nucleotides. RefSeq lists its product as uncharacterized. The coding region runs from base 459 to 677 and encodes 72 amino acids. The record is from RefSeq and is a predicted model, not a curated record. NCBI's taxonomy places the organism in Eukaryota, Fungi, Basidiomycota, Agaricomycetes, Boletales, Serpulaceae. The transcript has a single exon.